Molecule: messenger RNA, 1735 nt
Organism: Schizophyllum commune H4-8
Lineage: Eukaryota; Fungi; Basidiomycota; Agaricomycetes; Agaricales; Schizophyllaceae
Exons: 2
Coding region: 239-1735 (498 amino acids)
Molecular function (GO): acyltransferase activity, transferring groups other than amino-acyl groups
Source: RefSeq, a predicted model, not a curated record
CGCCGACCGCUGAGUUCCGGAGUUUGUGUGUUUCCUCCUUCUGAGUUACUCACUAUCUCUAACCCCUCGGCUCGAACGUGGCCUCGGUGCCUUCCAUCAUGUGGUCCGUUGACUCGCGCUGACUGGAUCACAAACGUCUGGCCAUAAGACUGAAGCUUCGACCCACUCACUUGAGAGUGAGCAUUCACUGGCCCCCUCGCCAAGCGUUCAUCGAUAGAGUGAGAUUGCAAGUAUAAGCAUGGAGGACAUAAAAUCAUCGCAAGCAUCUCUUGUCCAGGUCACUUCGAAGCGCCCGCUAUUUUGUGCUCACAAAGAAGCGGUAAAAAGACUUCCGCCAAUUUUCCGACUAGGCCCCUUUGAUCAGUUGACGGUCCACUACUUGCCUGUCGCCGUCAUCUUCGUCUACGACGCCGCCGAUGCGGAACACAAGGAGCCCGUCUCGGCAGAGCGCCUAGAGAAAGCUCUCAGCCAACUGCUUGACUACUAUCCCCAUCUUACUGGUCGCAGGCGCAUCAACCCUGUAGAUGGGACUGCUGAACUCGACCAGUUAGGUUCCGGCGCCGCUCUGUACAUCGCUGAAUGUGGCUCCCGCCUCGACGCAUUCUACACCGAAUCACCCGAUGGCCAGGCGCAUCUUGCAAUGAGUGACCUCCCCGGCUCGGGAGCGCAGUUGAUCGCUCCCUCCGAGUCAACGCUCGAAGGCGCAGCGGCAGACCCCAUCCUCACCGUCCAGUACACCCGUUUUGCCUGUGGAAGCGUCAGCCUCGGCGUCUGUCUGCAGCACAUCGUGUGCGACCUGGAUGGGUUCAUGCAGCUGAUGCGCCAUCUUGCGGAGAUCUACCAUGGGAUCACCGCUGCGGAGACAGCGGGCGGGACGCACUUGGAUAUGGUGCUCGAGGCGACACCGUGGAUACAGUCGCACGUCCCGGAGAAUGUCGAGAAGGAGUUUACCGCGGACGAGCAGGUAGAGAACUACACGGAGGAUCCCAGCCCCGCGAGUCGCGCGAACCCCUCGAGCGCGCGUCUCGAUCCGCCGCCUCCAGUCAUCGGAAAGAUCCUGCGUUUCUCUGGAGCAGAGCUCAAGGCAAUAAAGGACGCCGCGACAGACGUGAGCGGUAGCGGCUGGGUCUCGACAUUCGAAGCCUUCUCCGCUCACCUUUGGCAAUGCGUGCACCGCGCGCGCACGCAACUGAUGCCGGAGCGUGAUGAAGGCUCCGGCGACACUCUGGAAACCUGCUCUGACUUCCUCGCACCCGUCAACUGCCGCCCGCGUCUGGGUCUGCCCGCGCGUUACUUCCCCAACGCAGUCAUCUGCCCCUACGCCCGCCUGCCCUUCGCCACGCUUCAGAACGCGUCCCUCCCAAAGAUCGCGCAGACCCUGCACGACGCCCUGCAAGCCGUAACGCGGGAGCGCGUCGAGGGCACUCUGCGCUAUAUCUCGGCGCGAGCUGGAGUGGUCAAGCAGCGCUUCCGCCACGGGCCCGAUAGCUUCAUCGUCACCCCAUGGAACAAGGUCGACAUGUACGGCGUGUACUUCGAUGCGGAGAAGAGGGUUGCGCCGGUCCUGGUGUCUGCACCGUUCACACCGAUAUCUCUGGUGAACGGGCUGGCGUACUUCUUGCCGACUGGGCCGCAGAAGGACUCGGACGGCUCCAUAGACGUCAGCCUCACGCUCUAUGCGCCUGUCUGGGAGGCACUCGAAGGAGAUCCGAACUUCAGGAAGUUCAAGCAGUGA